CGCGCGCGUACCCGGGUUUACCGAGGGAGGGAAUCAGGGAAGGAGAGAAAGAGAGGCGAAGGAGCCCCCAAUGGAGUUUUCUUCUGUUAAUACACUCUGUCUUGAUUUGAUUUCUUCUGCAUUUCAAAGAUGCCGAUUAUCUGAGCAGAUUUGCAGAUUAUCAGUCAUCAUCAAUCGCUCUUCCUCUUCGCGUCAUCCCUCCGUUCAAAUUUCAAUUUCUGAUACUGGUAUUGGAAGCUGCUUAAAAGAAUUUCAAGACUUGAAGUUUUCUAGGGGAGGUAUCGCUGAGAAUUGGGAUGGAAUGCUUCGUGUUAACACCACCAGCAUCAGUGAUACUGAGAUUUAUAUUUACCAAUUUAGUUUGAAAGAGAAUGGUUCUUCCAGAAGAAUAAAUAGGCUACCUUCAUUCCAAAAAAAUGGCGCAAAAUUCAGUGGUACUGAAGUUUCCCUGUCUUUUGCUCAAAGCCUAGAUAUUUUACUGGCCGAUGUUCAUAGAUUUUUGCUGAAGAUGCUUAUUCUAAGGAUACCUAAUAUUGCAAUACAAUUGGUGGCAGAAGACUGUGAUGUUCCAGGAUCUCGAUAUGAAAAGGUUUUUCUCGCAAAUAAGCCUAUGCAAUCACCUAUCUUGGCACCAAAUCUUGAACAUCUGAAAUCAGGCUUUGAAGAAUAUGUCUUAACGCAUGGAAAUAGUUUAGAUAGCAAGUGUGAUUCUUGCUUCCAAAGUUGGGAGCAUCUCAAGGUUGGGAGUGGACGAGCAUGCUGCACGGAAACUGAACUGGUGAUGGAAGCAGUGAUAAUAAUUAGUGAUAUAUCAAAGGACAACACUGCAUGCUUGAGAGAAAGGGGUGAUAAAACUGAGGUUUUGUAUUUUAAGGAUUUCUCACCUUGCACAAUCCCUCAAUCAUCUAUGAAGGCGUUGAAAAGCGUUGACUGGAGAAGAUAUGGUUUGAAUUUAGCAGGCAUAGCGCAGCAAGAUGGCUGUGCAUUACUAGAAUGGGAAACCUUGCCAACGGAUACUCAUAUUGAUAUUGUGCUCCACUCCUAUUAUCAACAAUGUCCAGCUUUUUCUGAGAAAGCCAUCAUGCGAGCACCAAGGAAAGACUCUCAAAUUGAUAGAAAUCUUGUUAAAAGAGCCAUUAAACUUUCAUUGGAUGACUUGAAGGACAAGCAUGCAGGAGUUCUUUUAAGUGCCCGUGCUACUAAGGUGAACCCUCACAAAAGCACAACCUCCCUCUCUCCCCGCACAAAAGCACACAUUGGCAUGCAUAUGACCAACUAGCUUGGCUUGUUCGUUAGUCUUUCAAUGAUAAUUUAGAUAUUAAGAUUUUGAUAAUUUAGAAAUCUUGUUAAAAGAGCCAUUAAACUUUCAUUGGAUGACUUGAAGGACAAGCAUGCAGGAGUUCUUUUAAGUGCCCGUGCUACUAAGAUCUGUAGUUAUGCCCCUGAUCUAGCAGAAACAAUUGCUGGUUUAAUUUUGUCCUCUAAUGACUUGGAAUUCCAAGAAGAAUGCUUAUCACUUCUUGGAUUACAGUCUCAAGGUUUUGGAGCUGAAACUGUGAAAAACAAUAUUAAAGAUAGGAUUGUUUCAGUGAUAGAGAUGAACGACAAAAAGGAUCAGAAAACUCAAGAAGCUGCACCUUGCCUUUUUGAUGACGACCGUCACCGAGAAGAAGGGUUUCAAGAAAACGACGAUGAAGGUGAUUAUAACAUGUUUGCGUUAGAAGAUUAAAAUUCUAGAUCUUUUUACAAAUCACUGAAGCAUCCAUUGAGGCAUCCUUGAACAUUACAGCCUUUCAAACUUGCGUUAUCCCUUUUCGUCAAUUUUGUUUGCCUUGUUAGAAUGCAAGAAUUUUACGUAUCUUUAACAAGUUUUGUUAACUACAUCCGUGAAAUUGAAAUGAUUUAAAGAGGUUCA
This is a messenger RNA of Prosopis cineraria, 1915 nucleotides long. RefSeq names its product type 2 DNA topoisomerase 6 subunit B-like. Gene Ontology annotation, biological process: meiotic DNA double-strand break formation; reciprocal meiotic recombination. Gene Ontology annotation, cellular component: condensed chromosome. Gene Ontology annotation, molecular function: protein-macromolecule adaptor activity. The coding region runs from base 71 to 1279 and encodes 402 amino acids. The record is from RefSeq and is a predicted model, not a curated record. NCBI's taxonomy places the organism in Eukaryota, Viridiplantae, Streptophyta, Magnoliopsida, Fabales, Fabaceae. The transcript has 12 exons.